Lynx canadensis (Canada lynx) is the source of this 5061-nucleotide messenger RNA. It is a transcript of the gene LIX1, whose product is annotated as limb and CNS expressed 1. Lineage: Eukaryota; Metazoa; Chordata; Mammalia; Carnivora; Felidae. The record is from RefSeq and is a predicted model, not a curated record. Gene Ontology annotation, cellular component: cytoplasm. Bases 1293 to 2318 code for a protein of 341 amino acids. Gene Ontology annotation, biological process: autophagosome maturation. The transcript is spliced from 11 exons.
UAACUGACUGAGCCACCCAGGUACCCCUACUCACAAUUUUUAAAAGAUGUUUUUGAGUAGUCCUCAAUUAGAAAUUAGAAUUCGGUCUAUCAAACAAGAUGUAACCCUCACAUUUAAAACGUCCAUAGUGAACAAUGAGCAAAAACAAUUUAAGUGUACUACUAAUGUAGUCCAGGCAUGUACUGUGGUUAAUAAAACACUGAGUCUGCGAGUUCCAAAUUUAGAUCCUUGUUCAACCACUUCCCAGACCUCAAGUGCCUUCUGUAACCUCUCUAACCUCACUUUUUUGAUUUGUGAGAUGACAUUUAAUAGUGCCUGUCUUAGAAUUAUUAUAAAAAUUAAAUAACACCUGUAAGGAGCUUAGCACAGUACCUGAUACAUGUUAUAUAUUAGGAAGUAUUUCCCAAAUGAUUUCAGAUUACCAAAAGGAAGAUUCUGGAGGAAUCUUUUCUAUUUCCAAGGUCACUGAUAUUUCACCUGUGAUCUUUUUGGUGCUGUUUUCAUCUCAACGUACAAAUGCUUUGCUUGUAACCUUGCAUCCUCUACUUGUUGCUCCCACUAAAUAAGUUUUUCCUACAACAUAAUGCAGUUUAUACUUGUGCUAAAUAACUUUGUGAUAUUGGUAGCCAUGGGUCUGUUCUUUGGUGCCUAGCUGGCUGUCUUUGAGCUUUCUCCAGAACCUUAAAGAUCUUUUAAGGCUACUAACUAGAAGAUAAUCAUUCUUUUAGUCAAGUACUCAGUAAAUGUUAUGACAAAACAUAGUUGUCUAGUUAAAGAACUUAACAGGUAAACCCGCAGCCCAGAGGUUUAUCAGCCACUUCCACAAGGUGGAGGUAUGAGUUCAUUAGGUUCUCAGGGAGAACACUUCCCUGAGGUGUAAGUUUAUUUCAAGUCGCAUUCAAUAUUCUGGGUGGCUAAGGCUCACCAUCUCCAUUAUUCUUCAUCUCUCUUCAGAACAUCUCCCUAGAGAGCAUCAGGCCAUAUCUUAGUUUGACCUUGAUUUGCUAUAUGAAGGUCUGGAACCAUCUUAUGCAACUGUAGAAGGCUGGGAAUGAGGCCCAAGAAAACCGAUCUCAGUAGACUGAAGCUCUGCCUGGAACAUUUCUGGUUGUUCAUGAGGAGGAUACAUGCUAAGUGCAGUACUCUGAUAGUGACUGCAAAGGAAGUGAAAUGGAAAUUAUAGUUUACAAUGUGAAAUGGAUGGGCGCGAGGCUUUUAUCUUAAUAUGAGGACUGUGAGCCCAGAGAAGACAUGACUUCUUCAAAGUUAUACAGGGGACAGCACAUUUGAAGAUGGAGGACCAAAAGAAAUACCCAAGUCGGAAAGCUACACACCAUUCAGGCAGAAUCUGGUUGGAGAGGAAAGCUGGUCUCAUGAUCAGAGAGCUUCCCCAGCUAGCCUGUAGUCCAGGACUGCAAGAAUUCAGGCAUGAGGACACUGUGCAGCAGGCUCACACAGGCAGACCCAAGAUGGACAGAACCUUGGAAUCCCUGAGACACAUCAUUGCCCAAGUCUUGCCUCACAGAGACCCGGCUCUAGUCUUCAAAGACUUGAAUGUUGUGUCAAUGUUACAGGAAUUUUGGGAAAGCAAGCAGCAGCAGAGGGCUGCAUUCCCAAGUGAAGGCGUGGUGGUCUAUGAGUCACUGCCAUCUCCAGGACCGCCCUUUGUGAGUUAUGUGACCCUCCCAGGGGGAAGCUGUUUUGGCAACUUUCAGUGCUGCCUAAGUAGAGCUGAGGCCAGACGGGAUGCAGCUAAAGUGGCCCUAAUCAACUCCCUCUUCAAUGAGCUGCCCUCUCGAAGGAUCACUAAGGAAUUCAUUAUGGAGAGUGUGCAGGAAGCAGUUGCCUCCACCAGUGGCACUUUGGAUGAUGCAGACGACCCCAGCACCAGCAUUGGAGCCUACCACUACAUGUUAGAGUCAAACAUGGGGAAGACCAUGCUGGAAUUUCAGGAGCUGAUGACCAUUUUCCAACUACUGCACUGGAAUGGAAGCCUAAAAGCCCUUCGUGAAACAAAGUGUUCCCGACAGGAAGUCAUCUCCUACUAUUCCCAGUAUUCCCUAGAUGAAAAGAUGCGCAGCCACAUGGCCCUGGACUGGAUCAUGAAAGAGAAGGAAUCUCCAGGAAUUCUCUCUCAAGAGCUACGGAUGGCCCUGAGGGAGUUGGAGGAAGCCAGGAAAGCAGGACAAGAACUGCGGUUUUACAAAGAAAAGAAAGAAAUCCUGAGUUUAGCCCUGACUCAGAUCUACAGCGAUCCUGACACCUCCUCACCCAGUGAUGAUCAGCUGAGCCUAACGGCUCUUUGUGGCUACCACUAGCAAGGCCAGGUUCCAGCUGGCCUGAGGUUGGCAGAGGCUGGACUCUAACAUUAGGAAGCUCAGUGAAGGAAGUUGUUGGAGGCUUUACCACCUACAGCUACCACCUGAAGGCUGUACUAAUUCUUCCCACCCAUUCCAUUCAUAGACUCUCAGAGUAAUAGGAUCCUUACAGGUCCCAACAAUUUUCCCAUCACACUUUCAAGAGUUCCUCCUCUUACUGAAAGGAUGGAGACAGAAUUGUUUGAAAAACAUUUCCCAGGUUUGGCUCUAACCUAAAGCCCUGUUGACAUGUGCCUUCCUAGAUUAUGUAUGUUGUUUUAAACAAUGGGCCAGUGUAGCAUCCCCCAAAAGAACACCAGCUGGGACUGGGGAAAGUAGCAUGAGAGCAAUUUUUAAAAAUAGUUGGGAUUAAAUAAACAACAUAGAAAAUACACAUGGGUCAGAAUUUCUUCCUAAGCUUUAUAAACUAAGAGACACUUCUACUCUACUAGGUAAAAUCCAAAAUUCCAGUGGCAAUUUUAUCUGGACAUCCCACUAUCAAAGAUCUAAAGUGGUAAUAGUGAAAAUACGUGAUAAAUUUAACUUGGCUUAAAAUGCCAGUUAUAAUAAUUUUAAAAAAAUCCACACUCUUCGGUAUGGGGAUAAAUUUCACCUAGAAUAGUACUCCUAUUCCUCAAGAAGAAUUAGUAUCUAAUUUUAAUGAGUCCUGCAAACAGUGAUGUUCAUUUUUAACUUGCAAAUAGAUAACUCAGAUUGAUUUGUUUUUAUUUUUGCCACCACAGUCAUCUAUGUAUCAUGGAGACAGUCACUGGAUUUUGAAAAAUCAUUAGCUUUUAACAGUGCUUGCAUUUGAUUAGUUUCUCGUGCAUUAGAGAGAAGGAGUAUUUAACUGUCUUUAUUGUUGUUCAAGAACAUAAGCCAGGAGUAGUUCAAAUGUAGUGUCAUUUCCAAGUUUUAAUUAGACAUUGUCAUCUCUCUUUGAAAAUGGCUUGGGUCAAUUAACUGAUUAGAAAACCAAAAGCAAAUACAGACCAAUUUUUAGAUGGUUUCUGGUCACUCAAAUUUAAGAAUGGCAGCAGUGUGAAUUUUAGACAUUUGUAGGAAUUUCCAACUUUAUAACACAAAAAGGAUAAUCUUGCAUUUAGUCCAAUAAUUCAAAAUAAAGGAUACAGUUUUUUCAAUGUUAAAUAAGAUUUCUUUUUCUUCAUGUUUAAGUGAAUGCAAACUAACGUUCCUGAAGGCUAAAACCAUUAUAUUUACAUUAAAGUUUACAAAAGCAUGAUAGCUUAACUUCAUAUAUAAAUAUGUGCAGAUGUAAUUAUCACUCCUUAAGUCCCCAUGAAAACUAUAUAUAUGGAUCAUGUAUUUUGGAAUUAGCCUUUAAAAUAAAAAAAUUAAUUUCAGAUAUCAUAUUUCUCACACCAGGGGAAAAUUUAGCUUCUUACCUACUGCCUUACUCUGUCGUGAAAGGUAAUACUAUAAAUAUUAGAUAAAUUUAAUUUAAAAAUAUUGUGUUAACAAACGUCACAUUUCUCCCCAAAAUGAGGCUAAAUGUCACCUAGAAUAAAACUAAAACUAUAUUCCUAUAGUUAUAAUCCUAAAAAGGAAUUCGAAUUAAUAUUUGCAAGUUGAAUAAAUUUUAACAUUAAGGAAACUUUCUGUUAAAAGCAAUUUUUUCAUAAAGUCAUUACUCUUUAUCAUUUCAUAAAACCGUAAUUUCCCAUGUUAGGUGUGAUUAUAGGUAGGUCCAUCUUUGCUGCAUUUGCAGCUUUUGACCAUGACCACCUAAAGCUGACACCAUCUAAUUAGAUCCAGGAAGGGGAAUCAGCAAGGAAAAUGUUAAAAUUUAUUCUUUGCUCUAUAAUUAGAAAACUGUACCUAUUACGUGAACUAAAAGCAUUGCCCUUGGCCAAUGGCAGUUUUCCCAGCUGGUCAGAACUGCCUACUCUUCCUGGAAUGGUAUGGAACCUAUAGCAAAAGAAACAAAAUUCAGAAUCUCUGCCAUUGCUGGAGCCUUUUAAUGCUCAUUUAUAGCAAAUCAAUUUUAGCUAAGACAUAAGGGCUGCCAGUACAUCACUUAAACAUUUAUAAUUCCAGACCUAAGAAGAGCCAUGUUGAAAAGCAAAGUAGAUUCUUCUUCUUCUUCUUCUGUAUCUUGUUCUCAGUGAUACACUGUGUUGAAGGGGAUUAAAGUGGAAGAUUCUCUAUUUUAAAUAUAUGGAGUUCUGGGUCCUAAACUUUUGUGGUUAUAAUGCCUUUGAGAAUCUGAUGAAAGCUAUGGACCUUCUCCUAGGAAAAUAGAGUGAAGCAUAUACCUUCAAAUUUAUGCAAACAGUUUCAGAGAGUUUGUGAACCUCCCCAACGUCCAUGGAUUGCUCUAAGGACCUCCAAUUUAGAACCUUGAGUACAGACUUAUAGUCUCAAACUUUUCAGCAUGGAUCCAAACUAGCUCAGACCAGCCCUGUGUAGCCUAUUUCUAAGAUAAAUGUUAUCAUCCUUAAAUACAGAAUUGUACUGCAUUUUGACAAGAAUGGUUUAAUCUUCACAAAAUCCAAAUAUACCAAAUUGCUAUGAAAAAACAGCUUAAAACAAACUAGUCACUAAGUGUGUGAACCUAUUAGAAUAUUGUCAAUCUAAUAAAGACAUUAUUCCUCUAAUGAUCAGAAUUUGUCCAUUUGUUCAAAAGCUGUAGUCCACUGAUAUGUUUUCCAUUUAAUUUAUUCACUUACCUCUAGAAAAGGAG